AUGCUGCUGCGCUGCAGCGUGGGCCCCCGGGGGGGCCCCCAGGCCAGCUUGGGGGCCCCCGGGGGGCCCCCCCUGGACUGGCUGCUGCCCUCUAGUGAUUUGCAUGCCAUUAGGGUACUGCUGGGGGCCUCUGCUGCUUCCUUAGUUGUCUCUGUGGGCCUCUUUUGCUGCGGGGCCCUUUGGGGGCCCCCCGAACUCCGCAGAGACAUUGACUACUGCCACGGCUGCACAAGCUGCCCCCCGCCGGGCCUCCCAGCAGCAGCAGCAGCAGCAGCAGCAGCAGCAGCAGCAGCAGCGGGGGGUCCCCACGUGCAGCUGCAGCAGCGGCCGCACGACCCCUGGGCGCUGCAGCAGCAGCUGCAGCAGCAGCAGCAGCAGCAGCAGCCGCAGAAGCGCUUCUUGCAGCUAGCGUCGUUUAAUUCCGGGGCACACAGCAGCAGCAGCAGCAGCAGCAGCAGCAGCAGCAGCAGCAGCUCUGCUGCGACGCAGCAAGGCUUCCUCCCUGGCGAGGGCCUCCGCAGCCACGGGGGCCCCGGGGGCCCCGGGCAGCAGCGCUGGCCGGGUGCUGCUGCCUUGCGGCGGGUCUUGCUGCUGCUGCAGCGCAGCAGCAGCCGCAGCCCAAGAACUUUGGGUCUUUAG
Molecule: messenger RNA, 639 nt
Organism: Eimeria necatrix
Lineage: Eukaryota; Apicomplexa; Conoidasida; Eucoccidiorida; Eimeriidae
Exons: 1
Coding region: 1-639 (212 amino acids)
Source: RefSeq, a predicted model, not a curated record